AUGUCACUCUUCCAUGGUAUCUAUUCUUCUUCCGCUCCACAGAAUAUAGGUAUCACCAUAUACGAUUCAUCCACACAGAAUCGUGCAUUUAGAUAUGUCGUCCCACAAACAUCGCCAUGGCAUCACCCCACACUUCCAGAGAUUCGACCCUUUUCUGUAAAUCUCCAUAUCCUAAUCGACGAUAAACAAAACCUCCGUUACUACAUUCUCCGACCUCCGCCUGAGAAAGAGCCGUUCGACGCCGAUCAUUUACCGACGAUAUCUAGUGUUACAAACAUUCGCGACCUAGCUAGGCUCGAUCCAGCAGCUAAAGCUGUCGUUAGAGAAGUUCAUAAUGCUUUAGGGAUGCAGAAGUUAUGGGAUUUCAAGAAUGGAUUGUGCUACACUCUCUUUACAGCUCGAUUUGCAUCAGAUGCUUUUCAUUCAACUAGCGCCCUCAGCUCAACCACGGCGUCCGCUAUGUCUCGUCACUCGGAAUCUUUGCAGACAAAUCCAUAUGUGAUACGACCUGCCGAUGAACUACCUCAGGUACUAGCAAGUGGCGAUAUAUAUCCUCUUGCAUACGGAUCGCACUCAUUGGACGUUCCAUUCAACGAGUUACAGUUUAAGAAGGUCAGCACUGAAAUCUAUGGCUGGUACAUGUACAGUUGGCCCUGGCUUGCCAAUGUUCGUGCAAAGAUGUCUGUGCGUGUUAAAGCACAGAAAGAUUGUCAAAUACUGGCUCAACAGUGCCGUUGGAGGAACGGAGGUUGGUUACUUGAUCAUCAUAUUCAGCAAUUUUAUUUUCCCAGGUUAUGUUUUGCUGCUUCCUCACUUUACUCUGGCGUAGCGACCAAUUCAGCCGACGAUGACUCUGUGAUCUCUGCAAAUCCACAAGAUUAUAUCGAGGGUCCCUGGAUCGUAGAUGGCCUUUAUAAACGCGCUCGUACUGCGCUCUGCCGUAAAUACCUCAUGGAAUUUCCUUGGUUCGAACUCUCAAGUCUGAAACGUAAAGUUGAAUAUGACAUAGGCUUCUUGCACAUGGCGUGGCUAUUAGUUGGAUAUCCGUACAUGAAAAGCAACGACAAGGAGGGUAUCCAUGUGGAAACAUUGCAGGAUAAAGAGAUAAUUACAUUUUACAAUGCGGAUAUGUAUGAUUUGGUUAGUUGUUGGCCUGAUGAGAGUGAGUAUAUGGGAAAGGAAGGCCGAUUGCAGAAGAGGAUGGAAAAGUGUCGUCUGCACGUCGAUGUGAACUUUGUCGCUAUGCCCCGGAGUUGGAGACAGUUGAUGAGCUUUGGUGAUGAGUUAUUAUGA
Messenger RNA from Sclerotinia sclerotiorum 1980 UF-70, 1293 nucleotides. RefSeq lists its product with no specific name. The transcript has a single exon. NCBI's taxonomy places the organism in Eukaryota, Fungi, Ascomycota, Leotiomycetes, Helotiales, Sclerotiniaceae. The record is from RefSeq and is a predicted model, not a curated record. Bases 1 to 1293 code for a protein of 430 amino acids.